AUGGAGGAAGUUCAAACAUCUUCUUCUGGUACAGUCAGCCAUGAAACACACAGUGCACCCACACUGUGUGAAUUCAACACAAGUUUCAACAGUCUUCAAUCCAACGCCGCCACAAAAAGUACGCCGGCAGCCGGUCCACCAAACUACUAUCCCGCAUCUUGUUCCUUCAUCGCCUCCCUUAACACAACCACCUCACAAAUCAUCAGCUGCCUCGCCGUACAAAACGACGACAACUACUACAACCUCUUAUACGCCGCAUCGACCGAAGAAGUAAACGUCUUCGAUAUAACGACGCUCUCACUUUUAGACACGUUCGGGUCGGGUUAUUCGGGUUCGGUCAAAUCCAUCGCAUUCAGCAAGGGAAGAAUCUUCACAGCACAUCAAGACUGCAGGAUUAGGGUUUGGCAGAAAGUGAUGACGUCAUCAUCAUCAUCAUCAUAUUCAAGAAGCAAACAGAUCAUGAAGCACCACCUUAUCCAAACACUCCCCACGUUCAAAGAUCGUUUCUUCAACCGCUUGUCGCCGAAGAACUACGUUCGAAUCAGGCGGAACGAGCACAAGCUACGUAUCGAGCAUGCAGAUGCUGUCUCGGCAUUAACGGUGAAUAAUGAUGUCGGAUUAAUGUAUUCGGUUUCGUGGGAUAAGAGUUUCAAGAUUUGGAAUGUGUCUUCGCCCGAUAUGCCGUGUUUGGAUUCCGUUAACGAGGCGCAUGCAGAUGCUGUUAACGCCGUUGCCGUGGACCCCACCGGCGGGACAGUCUACACCGGCUCCGCGAACGGAGAGAUAAAAGUUUGGAAAGUAUCGAAAGAGACGAAAAAGCAUAUGUUGCUAACGACUUUAUCCAAACACGCCUCUAGUGUUAACGCGUUGGCAUUGACGAUGGAGGGCUCGAUUUUGUGCUCUGGAGGCGGCGAUCGAGUUAUCCUCGUUUGGGAGAGGGGGCAUAAUGGGGCAAUUUUGAGUUUAGUGUGUGUGGAUAAUGGUGUGGUGAUUAGUGGUUCUUCAGACAAAAGUGUGGUGAUGAUGGUUUUUCUGUUUUUAGUGGAAGCCUGGAUGGAGAAAUCAGGGCCUGGAAAAUUGUGGUUCUUGAUUGUAAUUCCAGGUGGUGAUAAUUGA
This is a messenger RNA of Erythranthe guttata (spotted monkey flower), 1116 nucleotides long. Lineage: Eukaryota; Viridiplantae; Streptophyta; Magnoliopsida; Lamiales; Phrymaceae. The record is from RefSeq and is a predicted model, not a curated record.